UGACACGAGGCGGUUUAUUCCGAAACCUACGGCGAGCGGUGGCGGUUGAUGUCACCGCACCGGCGGUGCUCCGACAGACACGUAUAUAUACCAAACUCACAGUUUCCGCCAUUAUUGCAAGUCUGCAACACACAACAAAGCCUUUCGUCUUCUCCAAGCUUCUCAACUUCUCUUUAUACACAGAGGAAUAAACCUUCAGCUUCAACACUAGGCAAAGGCUCAAAGCCUUCCUUUCUCUCCAACUCUCUUUUGGUUCUCUCUUAUUUCGACAUGAGUAGAGACGACUGUUUCACGACGCAGCUGAUUGAUGCAAAUGGCAAAUUCAAUGCCGCUGGCCUUGAAAGUUUCGUCCGGAAGAUUAAGUUGGCUGAGUGUGGGCUUUCCUAUGCGGUGGUCUCUAUCAUGGGGCCUCAGAGUAGUGGGAAGAGCACAUUACUGAAUCAUCUUUUCCACACAAAUUUUAGAGAGAUGGAUGCGUACAAGGGAAGGGUUCAAACUACCAAAGGCAUUUGGGUGGCGAAGUGUGUUGGCAUUGAGCCCUGCACAAUUGCCAUGGACUUGGAGGGCACUGAUGGAAGAGAAAGAGGAGAGGAUGAUACUACUUUUGAAAAACAGAGUGCGUUAUUUGCUUUGGCAGUCUCUGAUAUUGUUUUGAUAAAUAUAUGGUGCCAUGAUAUUGGUCGAGAGCAUGCAGCAAACAGGCCUCUUCUGAAGACAGUCUUUGAGGUCAUGAUGCGGUUGUUCAGUCCUCGUAAAACAACUCUACUGUUUGUUAUACGUGACAAGACCAAGACCCCAUUUCAACAUUUGGAAUCUAUUCUAAGGGAAGAUAUUCAGAAGAUAUGGAAAGCUGUUCACAAACCAGAUUCUCUCAAGGAUACUCCCCUCAGUGAAUUUUUUAAUGUGGAAAUCUUUGCUUUGUCAAGCUACGAAGAGAAAGAAAGGAAGUUUAAAGAAGAGGUUGCUCAACUGAGGCAACGGUUUUUUCGUUCUAUUUCUCCUGGAGGAAUAGCAGGUGAUCGACGAGGUGUUAUCCCUGCUUCAGGAUUUUCUUUCAGUGCACAGCAAAUAUGGAAAGUAAUAAAGGAAAACAAGGACCUGAACCUCCCUGCCCACAAGGUAAUGGUUGCCAGUGUGCGAUGUGAAGAGAUCGCCAAUGAGAAGUUUAGUCACUUAACCACCGAUGAGAGGUGGUUGACAUUAGAAGCAGCAGUAAAAAAGGGUCCUGUGUGGGGCUUUGGGAAAAAGCUGAGCUCUAUCUUAGAAUUCUAUUUCAACGAAUACGAUACUGAGGCAGCAUUUUUUGAUGAGGAAGUGACAAAAGCUAAACGAAACCAACUGGUAUCAAGAGUAUUGGAGUUUGUUUAUCCUUCCUAUGUUGCCAUGUUGGGGCAUCUGCGAUUUAAAACCUUUGAGGAUUUCAAAAAAAGACUUGAACAGUCUAUGAAUGAUGGAGAAGGAUUUGCAUCAACUGUUCGCAAGUGCACCAAAAUUUGCAUGCUUGAGUUUGACCAAGGAUCUGCAGAUGCUGCUGUGCAGCAAGCGGAUUGGAACCCUUCAAAAUUCCGGGAGAAACUAUGUCAGGAUAUUGAUAGGCAUGCAUUAUCUAUUCAAAAUGAAAAGCUUUCAGGAAUGAUAGCCAGCUACGAGAAACGGCUUACUGAAGCCCUGAGUCAACCAGUAAGAUCUCUACUUGAAGCUAGUGGGAAGGAUGCCUGGGCUUCAAUAAGAAAGAUUCUUCAACAAGAGACUGAAAUUACCAUAUCAAAGUUUUCAGCUGAUAUUGCUGGCUUUGAGUUGGAUAAAGAAAAAGUUGACAAUAUGGUCCAAAAUCUAAGGAACCAUGGUAGAAAUGUGGUGGAAAACAGAGCAAGAGAAGAAGCAAACAAGGUUCUAAUGCACAUGAAGGAUAGGUUUUCAACCGUCUUUAAUCAUGACAACAAUUCAUUACCUAGGACCUGGACUGGGGAGGAAGAUAUUAAAACUAUUACUAAAGACGCCCGUGCAGCAUCCUUGAAAAUUUUAUCCGUUUUGGUUGCUAUACGUUUAGACGAGAAACCAGAUACGAUUGAGAAUAUUCUCACAUCAUCUUUGAUGAACGAAGGUGUUGCAAGUUCUGGAUCUUCUUUUGAUCUUCUUGCCUCAAGUACAUGGGAGAAGGUUUCGGAAAACGAUACUCUGAUUACACCUGUGCAAUGCAAGUCCUUGUGGAGGCAGUUCAAAGCAGAGACCGAAUAUAUGGUUACUCAAGCUAUAACAGCACAGGAGGCUUAUAAGAGGAGAAACAACUGGCUGCCUCCUCCAUGGGCAAUUCUGGCAAUGUUUAUUCUCGGCUUCAAUGAAAUUAUGCUUUUAUUAAGGAAUCCACUCUAUUUCGUCAUUAUAUUUGUGGUAUAUCUGCUCUCGAAGGCUCUAUGGAUUCAAAUGGACAUAGGAAGAGCAUUCCAAAGUGGGCCAUUCGUAGGACUUCUUUCCAUUUCAUCUCAGUUGCUUCCAUCUAUUAUGAACCUUCUUAAAAGACUUACUGAAGAAGCUCAUGUAUAUACAAAUCCUCAACCAACAAUACCUGCAAGCUCUCAUAGUUUCAGGAGUCAGACACUUCAAUCGAAUCCUGAUACUAAUACAAUUCUGGACCCAUCAGCUGCAACCAUUGUCGAGUCAGCGGAAUCAUCUAAUGUUCACUCAUGCUCCGACGACGAAAUAGAAUACUCGAGCCCAAAUGUGGCGCACCAAAAGCCUCCGAAAAUCUGAUUGGUUCUAAUGAUUGGGCCGGAUGGAAGUAUCGAUGUAUGCAGGUAUAAGAAUAGUUUUGGAAUGGGAAGUGUUGUAAAGCUGGAAGCGGUGAACGUUAUAAAACAGCAUGAUCUUAGGACAUGCAUUGUAAUACGCAUAUUAUGUCCUGUACAAAAUAUAUAUGUAUAUACAAAUGCCUCAGGGUAUGUAUCUCAUAAUAGGUAUACAUAUACAAUGUUUUAAGCCAAAUCUAUCCGCCAUUUUAGAAUUUAA
Molecule: messenger RNA, 3006 nt
Organism: Cucumis melo (muskmelon)
Lineage: Eukaryota; Viridiplantae; Streptophyta; Magnoliopsida; Cucurbitales; Cucurbitaceae
Product: protein ROOT HAIR DEFECTIVE 3 homolog 2
Exons: 23
Coding region: 49-2751 (900 amino acids)
Biological process (GO): endoplasmic reticulum membrane fusion
Cellular component (GO): endoplasmic reticulum
Molecular function (GO): GTP binding; GTPase activity
Source: RefSeq, a predicted model, not a curated record